AUGCGCACCAGACACAGCGGGGACUGGUGUUCUGUUUGGCUUCGUGGCUUGGCGUCGGCACACGCGCAACACGGCCUCGCCCAGGAAGGCUGCCCUGCGAGUACCGCGACGCUGGUGCGCACACCGCUUCUCACGUAUGAGUCUUGGCGAAAGCGGUGCCGCUGGGACCGCUUUUGUCAGCAUCUGGGCUUCAUUCGGGCGUUCGGUCCCGUAGCGGAGACGUCGACUCGGGUGGCGACAGCAACGGCGUACAGUAGAGCACACGCUGUACCAGCGUGCAAAGCGUCCACCGCGAGCAGCGUCUUGCAUAUGAGGCGCAUCACUUCUUUUUCUUCUCCUCCUGCUCCUCACAGUAGUCGUCGUCGUCGUCGUGAACAGACCGCGAGUCGGGGUGUGCAGACGUCAGCGCCAGAACAGCGCUGUCGCCUUGACCCUCUUCUCAUGCCAGAAUCCGCUCGUGUACUGCAUCGCCUGUCAUGCUGGAUACGACGCUCCGUAACCCGCUGGAACGACAACCACGGAUACAUGCCUCGUAGGGAUGCGUUUGGCAUGCGCUUCUCGCACGAGACGCUGUCCCGGACUAGCACACAAAGCCGUCGACUGCCGGGAGCUGCUGCAGACACUGGUUACACCCGGGUGCUUGGACAUGUGCAGUCGGCAUUGUACGGUGUAACAGCGACUGCAGCAAAGUACAGCAAGGCGAGCUGCGCAAGCCUAGUUGCAGUGGAGGUUGCAUCGACGGCCCGGAGAAGCUUUGUAGUUGCGGCUGCAUCGCAGGUCAAGCCCCGCAUGGUAGAGAAAGCACGUCUUCGUGUGAACGAUGAAAUUCCCUCUACGAUGCAGUGUCUGCUUGUGGAUACCAACGGUGAGGCACUGGGCACCUUCUCUGUGGCAGAUGCGCUGCAGAAGGCAUCGAGCCGUGGACUCGAUCUGGUCGAAGUGGCGCCCAAAGCACGCCCUUUGCCGGUCUGUCGACUCGUUACGUCCGCACGUGACGUACUAUCGACGAGAUCCGCCAAAGCCAAGCGGAAUAUGGUGAAAGCAGCACGGAAAACACGCCAACAAGUCACCAAGGAGAUUCGUCUCUCGCCAGUGACACAGAGUCACGACUUUGCGCUGAAAAUGCGCCGCGCUCGCGAGUUCCUCAUGCGCGGCUUGCGUGUGCGGGUGUAUAUCCUCUUCCGCCGCGGACACGGACGGAAGCAACAGGAAGCAGAGACGCUGUUGGUGCAGGCCCGCGACGCACUCGCUGACAUUGGUCAGAUACAACCGGGGAGUUUCUUCGAGUCAGGCGUUGAGACGGAGCCUGAAACCCAACCCGGGGCGCUGGGCAGCAGCGCACCAGGCAUUGCGGAUGCAUCGCCCUCAGCGCCAGUGACGCGACGGACGCUGGACUUUGUGAUGCAUCCGCUAUCGAGGUCGCAGCAGCAGCAACAACAACAACAACAACAACAGGAGCAGCGUCAGUCGGAAGCUGAGCGCGGGUGA
Cyanidioschyzon merolae strain 10D is the source of this 1488-nucleotide messenger RNA. RefSeq names its product similar to translation initiation factor IF-3. Gene Ontology annotation, biological process: translational initiation; ribosome disassembly. Gene Ontology annotation, molecular function: translation initiation factor activity; ribosome binding. Bases 1 to 1488 code for a protein of 495 amino acids. Lineage: Eukaryota; Rhodophyta; Bangiophyceae; Cyanidiales; Cyanidiaceae. The record is from RefSeq and is a predicted model, not a curated record. The transcript has a single exon.